GCUAACUAUCACUACAGACGAACUAAAUUUUGAUAAAAAAUCUUACUAGAAACUACUUCGUAAGCCUUGUGUUGGUUAACGCGAUUUCUGCCUAAAACACACUCCCACUGUGGUCAAAUUUGUCAGCGUGGACAAUCACUGCGGUCUAAGCGUGGUCCCAUCUUGAUAGAAAGCCGUGAUAGUGGGUGAGCAUCACAGACGUUAUCAAGAUAAUUGAUCUCACGGUGGACCACUGCGAUCGCGGUGAUUACAGCUGUUGGUAGUUUACAAAAGACGGUCAUGCUUUUUGAUGGGGAGACAUUCUAAAAAGAAGAAUGAUGUGCUCCUGACAAAAAUGUGAAUGAAAAGAAAGAGAAGGAAAGAGUAAAAAACAACUUGCUCAAGGUGUUCAGAGCUCGACUUGCCACACCAGGUCAAGGUGGAGCACUUCUUAUUUGUAAGAAAACAUCAAAACACCACAUGCAAAUAGACAAUCAUGAGAAAAAUUCCUCAACUGAAUGGACAGACAACAGUAUGAAGGCCAGUCCACUUAAAAAACAUAAACACAAGUUUCAGGAGGACAAAAAGAAACACAGAGACAGAAUAAGGCCUUCAUCGAGACAUAGAUCUAAACAGAAAGCAGAAAAAGAAAGUGCUGUUGACAAACACAUAAAAGUAGCCCAUGGAGUAACGCGUCAUUGGUUGUCUGAGGAGAGUAGCCCAGGAGGCAUAAUGGUCCAGCCUAGGCUUACACAAAAGGUUGGCCUUUUAAGUACUGGGAAAAAAAGUAUUCCAGCAAAGAGAGUUUUGAUUCCAUCUCACAUAUCUCAGCAGACAGAUGAGAACAUCAGGAAACUUGUUGAGGAUGUAAACUCAGAGUUCCAACAGUCAAUAGAUGUUACCAUCAGUGGAAGUAGUGGCACAGCAUCUCUGAUAGGAACCCCAUCAUCUGAGGAUGUUGCACAAACACGGUUGUCCCAACGGAGAAUGGAAAAACUCAACCCAGAUCCAGCCAGAAAACAGAAUGAAUGUCCUAUGACCCUACAGCUGAGGUCAACUGUGGAAGAGUUGGUGUCUUCAUUGAAAACUCUUGGAAAACAGGUUUACCCAGGACAGGAUUAUUUGCUAGAAACACGGGAAUAUGUAGAAAAACUCUUUCUUCAAAAUUAUUACAGCCAGCAAACUGGAAGUCAACUGGCAUUGUUUAAAAGAAGAAGAGAUGGAACUUUAUUUCCAAAUAACAAAGGAAAUAGAGCAAAUAUUCUGGCAUUGAAGGUUGGUGUCACUGAGACCAGCCAUAGAGACAGAAAUGCUAUAACGUUUGCAAAUGAUUCAAUCACAAACUCAUUUGAUAGAGGACGUUGUGAAAGAAAUUUAGACAUGGAAAUAUUACAAACCAAUUUGCCAAGUGGUAUUUGUCGUCCUGGUGAUAUCAUCCAUUCUGUUGAUGACAAAGGUGACAGCGCCGCGGCCUGUGGACGUUUUCGGCGGGAGUCCCUUAUGGUCAAUCAUGGAACAUGUUCAAUAGAACACAUAAACUGUCGGGGUGAAUCACUUGUGACGCCAGUUGCACACGUCUUGAAACAUUCAGAGCAAAGCGAGUCCAGCCAUUUAGACUGGUUUAGUAAUGUUGGCUCAAAUAAUAAAAUGGAACGAUUUACCGAGGAGGGUGCACGGCCAAAACCCGUGACUGCACAAACAUAUGAGCAUUGUUCUUUAAAGGUGCCUAUCAAAUGCAAUGAAGAGAUCAGGUAUGCUGUGGGGCAGGGGGAGGAGGCAAGCCGCAGCUGUAAAGAAAAUGGGAUGGGACUAAUUAAGGGAAGUUAUGAAAGGGCUAGGAUGAUGCGUGCUAUAGUGGAAAAGAAGCAGGUACGUAACGCAUGUAAAGUAAAAGAGACUGAUUUUAUGAAGGGAAAUUGUGAGAUGACUAGGAUCACGAAUUCCGUAUUGGAAAAUAAGCAAGCAGGCAACAGCUUUUUGGGAGGUGGGGUGGAGCUGACAUAUGGGAGUUAUGAAACGACUGGAAUCAGGAAUGCUCAUGUGGAGAAGGGGCAGGCACUUAGCAGCUGCACAAGAGAUGGGUUGAAUAUUAUACAAGGGAAUAACGGGAUGGAUGUGGCUAUGAAUGCUGUGGUGGAUACGAGCCAGGCAGUUAGCAGCCGUUUAGGAGAUGAUGUGGAUAUUAGGCAUGGGAAUAAUGAUAUGGGUGUGGUUAGAAAUGCUGUGGUGGAGAUGGGGCAGGCCGUUAGCGGCUGUACAGGGAAAGGAGUGGAGCUGAAGAAGGAGAAUUAUAAGAUGACUGCACGCAUGUAUCCUGUGACUGAUAAGGAAAAGGCGGGUAGCAGUUGUAAGAGUGAUGGCGUGCAGCUUCUUAAGCAGAAUGACUACGUGCGGGCCAUCAAUCAGCAAGUCAACCUACCUCACACCAGUCUCAACCAUAAGAGAUAUACGAACGACGUCAGAUAUGCCAGUAAUCCGCUAAGGAUGUCAGGAAACGAACACAAGAACCAACCAAGUCAGAAGUUUUCCAACCCAGAUAAUACCCUCAUGCCCAGUUUUCAUGAUAGCUACUUUACAGUGCAUCGAUCUGCGGACAAUCUUUACUUGCACAACUUGUUUAACACAAAUAUGAAGCAGCAUGCUUCGCAGGAAGAGGACAUGGACUUGCUGGACUUUGUGGAUAGUGAGUGCCAGACCGAUGCAGAUGAGCAAGCCAAGUUAUCGCUCCUCCCUGAGCGCCUUUCUCAAUCCGACUCUGCAGUACUCUGUAAAGUACUACCCUCGCAAAAUGUACUGAACAAGCAGCAAGCCUGCACAUUGUCCCCAGUACGGGUAGAAAUCAGCCGUCUAUACAUUGGCUAUACCAGAGGCAAGCAGUAAGCCUGUUCUUGGUCCAAGGGGUCCGAGGCAAGCAGCAUGUUCAUCAGGACCAGUAGCCCUUAAUUGAAGUAGAACAGUUUACCGUCGAAUGCAGUUAGCUUGAGGGAUUUGAAUAAAUUUAAUAUGUCACAUUCCAUUUACAUCCUUAACUUAUGUAGACAAUUUUAAGAAUUUUAACAAAGUGUUUCUUA
Dreissena polymorpha is the source of this 3050-nucleotide messenger RNA. RefSeq lists its product as uncharacterized. The record is from RefSeq and is a predicted model, not a curated record. The transcript is spliced from 18 exons. NCBI's taxonomy places the organism in Eukaryota, Metazoa, Mollusca, Bivalvia, Myida, Dreissenidae. Bases 460 to 2859 code for a protein of 799 amino acids.